Scomber scombrus (Atlantic mackerel) is the source of this 3322-nucleotide messenger RNA. RefSeq names its product treacle ribosome biogenesis factor 1 (gene llcp). The transcript has 12 exons. The record is from RefSeq and is a predicted model, not a curated record. Gene Ontology annotation, molecular function: protein binding. Bases 129 to 2543 code for a protein of 804 amino acids. NCBI's taxonomy places the organism in Eukaryota, Metazoa, Chordata, Actinopteri, Scombriformes, Scombridae.
UUUGCUAACAUGCGUUUUUUAGUGGGGUAGCAGUGACUGCGUGCAGUGAACUAUCUGUCUGUCCAGGUUUACCAUGAAGUAGUUUUAGUGGUUGAUUUCGUGUGUUUGUUAUCUGCUAUGUGUCAAGUAUGUCCGUGAACGCAUCAAACCACGAGCUGAUCCAGCUGAUCCACCGCCAUUUGAAGGAGCAUGGUUUCCACUCAGCUGCAGAUGAGCUUCAGAGGCACAGCCCACAGGGGGAGACAAAACUAUCUGCAUCAUUAUUGGACAUCUACAGUUCGUGGUUAAAUAACUCCAAAAAGAAAGGGUGGUCUGACACGACAAAGCACUUUACUCCAACUAAAGCCACAAAAAUCACAACUCCAUCCACAUCCAAUCAGACUCAGGCUGAGGAUGACAGCCGCUCAGACAGCGAGGAGCUGAGUCAGAGUCUACUGCCACAGACUCCCUCAGCUACCAGUAGAAAGUCAGCUCCCACAACCCCAGUCAAACCAGUGGCAGCAGCAUCUCCAAACAAAAAGAAACCAUUGAGCCCAGUCAAACCUGUAACUGCAGCCCAAGGGGAUUCCAGUGAAAGCACUGACAUAUCAGAGAGUGAAGAAAAUACUCCAGCUGUUACAUCAGCAUCAACAGUCACACCAGUGAAGCAGAAACAGAAAUCAACAGCCAAGGCAGUAAAAUCUGGGUCUGACGAGAAAGCUACAAAGAAGAAACCUGACAAGAAAGAUCAAAAGAGCAGCAAGGACACAGUCGGCAAAAAACAAGCUUCAGUUAAGGUCAAAAGUCCCAAGAAGAAAAGCAGCGUCACCUCUGCAACAGCACCUUCUGAUGGUCUAGCCAAGCCAGCCACGCCGAAGAAGAAGGAUCAAACUGCAAAACCAAAAAAGAAGUCAGUGCCAGCAAAAAGGAAAAAGAGUGAUGGUCAGUCUGCAGUAAAUGGUGUAAAGGCAAAGAAAUCAAAGACGAAAACUAAAGACAAGGCUGUGGCUGCUGGUGAAGAUGAUUCAGACUCUGACAGCAGUUUGGAUGUAGAGAAAUGGAAGAGACUGCUCCUACAGAUGACAGAUGCUGACGUAGCCAAGAUUGACACCAUCGAUGCUUUGGACUCCAAUCCACCCCCAAAGAAGAGAGUCAGGAAACCUCGGGCCAAGGCACCAGCAAAAACGGACACUCCCGUUAAACAGAAUAAUGAGAUGGUUGAGAAGGAUGGGGGAGUGAAGGUGAAAGCUGUGACAAAGCCAAAAACGGAUAAAGUCAAGAAGAGCCAGCCAAAAAAGACAGCAUCUGUGGACUCCUCUGCCACCCUGAGCCAAGAGCUAAACCUCAUCGCUGCAGAGGAUACACCAGCUAUGUCAAACCUCUCUUCCUCAAAGGCAGCGAAAAGGAAAGUUGUGACUCCCAGUGAGGAAAAAACUGAUGAGACAACGUCUGAGCCUAAGAAGAAGAAGAAAAAGGAAAAGGAGGCGUCCGAAAACAAAGUGGAAGAGCAUCCAAUUGAGAUUGGGGAAGACGGAAAAGGAAAAAAGAGCAAGAAGGAGAAGAAAAAGAAGAAUGUAAUCAUUGAGCCAGAAUGUGUUGAUAAACCUGUGGAGGAGAAGGAAAAAAAGACAAAUAGUGAUAACAAGAAGACUGACACUCAAGAAGAACUGAUAACAGAGAUGAACAAAAAUGGGAAUGCUGAUACAGAGGAAAUUACAGAGCCAAUAGUAAAAGAAAAUAAAUCUAAGAAGAAGAAAAAGGAGAUGGCUGAUAGUGAGGAGAUUUUGGCGCCAAUAUUGGAAGAAAAGAAAGCAAAGAAGAAGAAAAAGCAGGCGGCUGAUAGUGAGGAAAACUCAGAACAGACAGCAGAAGAAAAAGAAAAUUCAGAGCAGAUAGUUAAUGAAGAGAAAGCAAAAAAGAUGACAGAAACUGCUGAGAGUGAGGAAAAUUCAGAGACUAUUGUAAAAGAAAAGAAAGCAAAGAAGAAGAAGAAAAAGGCCAUUGAUAGUGCUGAAAAUCUUGAACAAGUCCUCGAAGAAGCAAAAGAAAAUUCAGAGCAGAUAGUUGAUGAAGAGAAUGCAAAAAAGAUGACAGAAAUGGCUGAUAGUGAGGAGAAUCCAGAGACGGUUAUAAAAGAAAAGAAAGCGAAGAAGAAGAAAAAGGAGAAUCCUGAUGAAGGAAAUUCAGAGCAGAUAAUUGAAGAAAAGAAAAUUAAGAAAAAAAAGGACAAAGCUGAAUAUAAUGAAGAGAUUUCAGAGCAGAUAGUUGAAGAAAAUACAACAACAAUCAAAUCAACUAUCGAAAUGCUGGAGCAGAAUACUGAAGUGAAGAAGAAAAAGAAAAGGGCGUUGAAAACCGACUCAGCUGACUCAGAGCCACUACCUCCAUCCACCCCUGAGACGCCAACUCCUCCUACAGACAAGAAGAAAAAAAAAAGCAAAUCGAUACCAUUUGAGUUCCCAGAAACACCUUCAGCCUCUGUCCAAGAUGCCACAGCAACACAAACUCCGUCAAAUGGCACCCAGAAAAAGAAAAGGAAAUCUUUGAAGAUCACAGAGUCAUGAAGCCUCUGCAUCCCUGCUGUGAUAGAUAGUGAAAGCAACACAUCCUGUCUCUAAUAAUGUGUUUAACAGUUACAAAGAUCACUGAAAACUUUUAAAAGAAAUGGACAUUUUUAAAAAUUGAUUUUGGUACAUUUUUAAAUGUUUAUCUUUUCUGUUUGUCUUAUGUGUUUACCCAUUAAGUGUGUUCCAACACAGCUGUCUUUUACUCAAUGUUUUGUUUGGUAAUUGCCAUUUUAAUGGUUUGAAUACAGUGUAUAAAAGGGAUUAUAUCUGACUGGAAUGGCUGAUCCCUCUCAAGAUAUCUUCUUCUCAAAGUGAAAUUCAGUAAUUGAAUGGAGUGAUGUCUCCUUUAAGCACAUUCUCGUUCAGUCUCAGGAAUUUCUCCCAUGAUGGUCCCCAAUCCUGAUUUGUUAUUUAUAUACGUUUAUUAACCCAUCAUGAAAGAUAAAGGUUGAUGAAAAAAACAAAACAGAAAGGCUACAUCAGAACAUUUUUUGUCCAGAUUUUUUAUUUAUUCAAAAAAUAUGUGGGGGAAAAUGUUUAAACUGCCUAUUGUGGUAUUGGUUUGUGAAGAUCAUGUUGUAAACUAACUUUUUUUACAUGUUUGAUAUGACUUUCAUAUAUCUGCUGUACAAUAUGCUUUUAAUACAAAUUAAACUUGAUAGUUUUGUAAAUCGUGUGUUUUACCUGAAGUCUGUUAACGUGGACACCGAGAUUCAUGCUGGUGCGAUAAGUACCAAAGAUGCUUUCUGUCAUUUUAUUUAGUUCUAUGCUGAUGU